GGAGGUGAAGCAGGUGAGGGCCGCGAACACACCUGGCCGCGAGGAGUCACAGGCUGCAGGGAAAAGGGAAGUGAGGCGGAUGAGACCACCAGCAGAGACAUUCUACUGAUAAGGAGAGGAACACAAGAAGAUAGGAAUGGCGUCUUCUAUGAAGAAACCCUUCUUCAUUGUGACCUACGAGGAGGUGAGCUCACAGGUCAUAGGAAGCCGUCAGGUAAUCCAUGUGACAUACCGCACACUAAUUGUACCUUGCUCCGGCGUGCAGUGGGUGCCUUGGACACGCGUGGUGCCGCAGCAGGACGGCUCGGUGCGCAUCACAGGGCCCAUGGGCAACGUGCUAGACAUCCUCUCCAACAACAUGCAGUUUGACUACGAACUGAUUCGCUCUCCCGAAAAGAUCUGGGGAGGACCCGACGAGAACGGCAAAUGGAAUGGCAUGCUGGGAAUGCUACAACGAGAGGACGCUGAGUUCGCGGUGGGUCCCUUCACCAUCACGCCGCAGCGGGAGACUAUCUGUGACAUGUCUGUCCCGCUUUCUGGGGCAAACAAGGCAAUGAUGAUGGAGAGGCCGAGGUUGCGGACAGACAUGGCGGGCUUCCUGAAGGCCUUCACACUGGAGGUGUGGCUCCUGACGGCGAUGAGCAUGUUGGCAAUCAGCUGCGCCACCAUAGUACUGAUGAAGAUCGAGGGACGCGUCUUUGGCCACGUCGUCAAGAACCUUUACUGGCACACUAUCCUGUGGGUGAUCAAGUCCUUCGCACAGGAGGGUUCUCUGUGGCUGCCGCCCUAUGAUACAGGCCGCGUGCUGGUCACCACCUGGCUGCUGGCGUCCCUGGUGUUCAUGUCCUCCUACAGCGGCAUCCUCACCGCCAUGCUCACUCUGCCCCGAGUCACCAUUCCCAUUGACUCCCUGGCAGACCUGGUGGCGCAGGACGACCUGCCCUGGAAGCUGGAGGGAGGAACAUCGCUGCAUCAGUACUUCAGGGAGGCGAAGAGCGGCGUACAGCUGGAGGUAUACCAGCGUCUGGGCGGCACCUUCAAGGACUGCUGGGAGGCGCGUCAUGAGGUGGUGGAUGGGAAGUACGUGGCCUUGUGUGACGACACAACCAUCAUCAAGGUCAUGGCGUGGGACUUUGGCACCACCGGGGACUGCCACAUCUACAUGGCGCGGGAGAGCGUCAUCUCCAGUGUGUGGAUGGGAAUUGCCUUCAGGAGGAACUCUACUUACAUUCGCCAAGCCAACAGAUUCAUUCGCAUGAUGACGGAGGCGGGGCUAGUGCAGCACUGGCUCAACGAGGAGAUCGGAAGCGUCCCUCAGUGUCUCAGGCCACCCAGCGCAGACCGCAGUGACGGCAUUGCUGCCCUCAAUUUCGAGGCCUUCAGCGGACCCCUGCUGGUGCUGGGUGGAGGAUUCUGGUUGGCGGUGAUCUCCUUUGUACUGGAGGUCCUGAUCGGGCGCUUCUCAGACGGCACGACAAACUGAAGCUGUGCUGCAGGAUGGCAACACAAGCGGCGUUUGUGGAUGACAGACCCACAACUAAUUUUUCUUGAGAAUCCUACGUCAUAUUUCAAAGUUUCCAAACAAACGUGUCACACAAAAAUAUCCUAUUGUAAUAAACGUUCAA
This is a messenger RNA of Portunus trituberculatus (swimming crab), 1625 nucleotides long. RefSeq names its product glutamate receptor ionotropic, delta-2-like. The record is from RefSeq and is a predicted model, not a curated record. The coding region runs from base 137 to 1483 and encodes 448 amino acids. NCBI's taxonomy places the organism in Eukaryota, Metazoa, Arthropoda, Malacostraca, Decapoda, Portunidae. Gene Ontology annotation, molecular function: glutamate-gated receptor activity. The transcript has 10 exons. Gene Ontology annotation, cellular component: membrane.